CAUCCUCCUAGAUGAAGAGGGUCACAUUAAGAUUACAGAUUUUGGCCUGAGCAAGGAGGCCAUUGACCAUGACAAGAGAGCGUAUUCAUUCUGUGGGACAAUAGAGUACAUGGCCCCAGAGGUGGUCAAUCGGCGAGGACACACGCAGAGUGCAGACUGGUGGUCCUUUGGUGUGCUAAUGUUUGAGAUGCUGACAGGGUCAUUACCUUUCCAGGGAAAAGACAGAAAGGAGACAAUGGCUCUCAUUCUCAAAGCCAAGCUAGGAAUGCCUCAGUUUUUGAGCAUGGAAGCCCAAAGUUUGCUGAGAGCCCUCUUCAAAAGGAACCCAUCCAACAGAUUAGGUGCUGGCCUCGAUGGAGUUGAAGAAAUUAAACGGCACCUGUUCUUUGUGACUAUAGACUGGAAUAAACUAUAUAGGAAAGAAAUCAAGCCACCUUUUAAACCAGCAGUGGGACGGCCAGAAGACACAUUUCAUUUUGACCCGGAGUUCACAUCACGGACCCCUACAGAUUCCCCUGGUGUUCCUCCCAGUGCCAAUGCUCAUCAUCUUUUUAGAGGAUUCAGCUUCAUUGCAUCCAGUUUGGUGCAGGAGCCUUCACAGCCAGAUUUGCACAAAAUCACAGUUCAUCCAAUUGUGCAGCAGUUACAUGGGAACAAUAUUCAUUUUACAGAUGGAUAUGAGAUCAAGGAGGACAUAGGUGUUGGCUCCUAUUCAGUAUGCAAGAGAUGUGUGCAUAAAGUAACAGAAGCAGAGUUUGCGGUGAAGAUAAUUGAUAAGAGCAAACGAGACCCCUCUGAAGAAAUUGAGAUUCUCUUGAGAUAUGGGCAGCAUCCAAACAUCAUUACUCUGAAAGAUGUGUAUGAUGAUGGGAAGUAUGUGUACCUGGUGAUGGAGCUAAUGCGAGGAGGAGAGCUAUUAGACCGAAUCCUUCGACAGAAGUGUUUCUCAGAACGAGAAGCUAGUGCUGUCCUUUGCACCAUUACCAAGACGGUGGACUAUCUGCAUUCCCAAGGAGUUGUGCAUCGAGAUCUGAAGCCCAGUAACAUUCUCUACAUGGAUGAGUCAGGAAACCCAGAUUCCAUCAGGAUCUGCGACUUCGGAUUUGCCAAACAGCUGAGAGCAGAGAAUGGACUGCUCAUGACACCUUGCUACACAGCCAACUUCGUAGCCCCUGAGGUCCUGAAACGACAAGGUUAUGACGCAGCCUGUGACAUCUGGAGCUUAGGGAUCCUGUUGUACACCAUGUUGGCAGGAUUCACACCUUUUGCAAAUGGACCAGAUGACACCCCAGAAGAGAUACUAGCCAGGAUUGGCAGUGGAAAGUAUGCACUUGCAGGAGGAAACUGGGAUUCAGUGUCCGAUGCUGCCAAGGAUAUUGUCUCCAAGAUGCUUCAUGUAGAUCCUCAUCAGCGGCUAACAGCAGUCCAAGUGCUAAGACACACGUGGAUAGUGAACAGGGAAUAUCUAUCUCAAAAUCAACUCAGCAGACAGGAUGUUCACCUGGUGAAGGGUGCAAUGGCAGCCACGUACUUUGCUUUAAACAGAACACCUCAGGCACCAAGGCUGGAGCCUGUAUUGUCCUCCAAUCUGGCUCAGAGGAGGGGCAUGAAAAGACUUACCUCAACAAGGUUAUAGCAGAUCCCAAAAAUGCCUCACUGAAACCCACAGUUUGUUAUUCAAGAGGUUCAUCUUUAUUACUCAGUUAACAGAACUUUGGACAACUUGCACAUGAAGUCACCAGAAUCAGCAGAAGUCCAGCAUAAGGCAAAGUUACCCUUUGCUGUUUUAUUUUUUAUAUUCAGGCUAGGAUCCUGAAUCAGCAGCUUCUCCAAGAUGUGCCAAUUGCCCUAUUUCCUUAUUGACUUACAGCCAAAUAAAAUAGAUUCCCUCCCAACCCCAAGUACUAUUUUUGAAUCCUUAAGAUGUUCUGAGAUCACUUUUUUAAAGCACUUUUCACAGUGAAAGCAAGCAGUUUGAUUUAAAAGUUAUCAACUGAGCCAGCAUCUGCAUCAUGGUGAAUUGGCUCAACCAGUCAGCAGUAUACAUCUACUGAUCAUCAGCUGCACUGAAGCCCAUCUCAAAGGAAUUGAAGGUUGAGGAGACAUGGUGCCAAAUACCAGACUUAGAAAAAAUUCUGUACAAAGUGAAGGAGAAAGAGCUGUCACUGAUGAACACAUCUCUUGAUUCUAAGAAAUCUUGUGAACUCUCCCACUCUCAUCUGAUGUUGAAUAAGGUAUGGAACAGUGACAGACCCUUUAAAAGCAGAUGUCACGAGCCCUAAUAUAUCGAGGUUUGGCAGAGAACUCUGGGAACUGCAAUCUCCAAAAGGGAUUGUUAGGUCUCAUGUGAAUGAGGUCAGAUGUCUGGCCAAGACUAUAUGAGUAGGAGCCUGAGGCUCAGAGAGGAGAUGUCAGGGCCAACUCUAGGCACCAGCUUAGCAAGCA
Molecule: messenger RNA, 2445 nt
Organism: Chelonoidis abingdonii (Abingdon island giant tortoise)
Lineage: Eukaryota; Metazoa; Chordata; Testudines; Testudinidae
Source: RefSeq, a predicted model, not a curated record